AGUACAUGGCUGUAUGAGGUGAGCCAAAGGUGAGUGCGUUCCACGCGUUCAUGGAGCAAAUCCGCAAAUGGCAGCCCAUCCCGGCAGCGUGAGUGAGGUGGUGUUUUGUGUCCGUACUCCCGUAGACUUUGCAUGAUGGGCCGGAGUCCCACGGAAAAAGGCCUCUGUGCCGGACGGCAGAAGCGCGCCGGCCGUCGUUUAAUGGAAAAAGUACACCGAAGGUCCCUCAACUUGUCAUCGAAUUACAAAAUCGUCCCUCAAUCCAAAACCAGAUAUAUGAUAUCCCUCAACUUACAAAACCAUUUAAUUUAGAUCCUUCCGUGGUUUUGACCCUGAUUUGAUCUGAUGCGUGGGAUCCAUAUAGACCCCACAUGUCAGGUGACCAUGUCACCACUCUCUCUCUCUCUCUUUCCCCUCCUCUCCCUUCCUCUCUCUCAUGUUCCCCUGGGCGUGGAUGGCGGCAGCAUCUUCAACGCGGCGAGGAGGGCUAGCGUGGCCGGCGGCUAGCAGGGGAGGAGCGCGGCGGAGCAGGCAGGCGGAGCGGAUGUGGCGGGUGAGCGCCUGGGGGUCGCCGGUUGCAGAGGGGAGCAACGGCGGGCGAGCGCGGCAGUGGGCUAUGGCGAGCGGCUGGAGCAGGAAGACGGAGCGGCAGAGAGAGGAGCCGGCCGAGCGGAGCGGCGGGCGAGCUCUCGCACGAGGAUGUCAAGGUCGACAUCGUCCUCGGCCGGCCGCAGCGGCGCCGCCUCCGCUUGCGCCGGGACGGGGCGUAGGAUGGCCCGAGAAGGUGGGUGAGCGCGCGGCGGCCGACGGAGUGGAGCGAAGCAGCAGCGGGCGCGCACGCGCAGCGGGGGAGCACUGCAUCGAGCGGGCGACCGGCAGAGCGGAGCGCCGACGACGGCAAGCAAGCGCGCGGCCGGUGGAGCGGCGGGCGAGCAAGCGGCCGCGAGCCAGCCGCCGGACCUUCUCCUCUCUCUCGUCGCUCCACCGAACUCCUCUCAACCCGUUCGUCUCCGCGUUCGUCGUGGCGCCACUGCAGGGCUAGGUUGAACCUGCAGCCGGCGGCGGCGCGGCGAUGCGGGCGGGGCUGAAGGACACACUCUUUCCCGACGACCCGUUCCGCGGGCUCGGCGGGAUGCCGCACGCGCAGCGCGCAUGGCGGGUGGCGAGUUACUUCGUGCCGGCGCUGGACUGGGACGCGGGGUACUCCGCGGCGAGCUUCUGGUAUGACCUCCUCGCCGACGUACACAGAUUCGUGCUUCCUGCUGCCGUUGGUGUACGCGGUGAUGGGGAGCUCGAGGAACCUCGGGGUGGGGCCGGUGGCCACGUCGUCGCUGCUGGUGGCGUCCAUCAUCGGCGGCAAGGUGAGGGCUUCCGACGACCCACGGCUGUACACGUAGCUCGUCUUCACGUCGGCCUUCUUCACCGGUGUCCUGCUGGCCACUCUUGGAUUCCUCAGGCCGGGGAUCCUGAUGGAUUUCAUGUCACGGCCGGCGAUCACCGGGUUCAUGGGCGGCAUGGUGGUCGUGAUCAUGCAGCAGCAGCUCAAGGGCAUCCUCGGCAUGACGCACUUACCACAAAGAAAGUCUCCGCGUUCGUCGUCGGGGCCAUCACGCUCAUCGUCGCGCCGUUCGCCGUCCCUUCCGCGUCGUUCACCCGUGACAUCGGGCGCGCCGUUGCCGAGUGCGCGGAGCAUGACGGCGGCCAUGGACGGGGAGAGGCGGAGGCGGCCCGUGAGGUGGGAGACCGCCGGGGGAGAAGUGGGACCCGUGGUGGCAGCGAGGAUGCGGAAGUGGAGGAGGAGGAGGAGCGCGAGCACCGGGAGGGAGGCGCGGCGCGGCGCGGCGGGGAGAGAGGAGAGAAGUGUGAGAGAGAGAGAGGAGGGGGAAGACAGGGUGAUGACGUGGCAACGCUGACAUGUGGGGCUCACGUGGGUCCCAUGUUGACUCAGCUGUCACGCAGGACAAAACAGGGGUAAAAACCACCAAAGUACAUAAAGUGAAUGGUUUUUGCAAAUUGAGGGAUGUCCUGUAUCUGGUUUUGUGGUUGGAGGAUGAUUUUGUAACUCGAUGACAAGUUGAGGGACCUUCGGUGUACUUUUUCCUCGUUUAAUUGAUCUGGGCCGGGCUAAACAGACUUCGGGCCAAUCUGAUUGUGCCCUUGAACGAAUCAAAUUCGAUCAUGCGCUAGAUACUGAAAAAGUACAAUUCGCCUCCCUCAAGUAUAAGUCCAAUAUAAUUCGUAUCCAUCAACCGCAAAACCCUAAAUUAUUAAAGCCAAUGCAAAAUGACUCCCUAGACGGUUUCAAAUUAAAGUGGCUUUGCUCAUUGACAUGGUUUAACCAGCUGAGUCGUCAUGUGGGACCAACAUGUCAGCGCCCCCAUAUCUUUAUCCUCUAAGUUCAAGCGGGGAAGACGGCGAGGCGGUAGCGUGGCCUCUAGGCGGAG
This is a messenger RNA of Oryza sativa Japonica Group (Japanese rice), 2444 nucleotides long. RefSeq lists its product as uncharacterized. The record is from RefSeq and is a predicted model, not a curated record. Lineage: Eukaryota; Viridiplantae; Streptophyta; Magnoliopsida; Poales; Poaceae.